AUUGGUUUACUUCAGUUUACGGCAUAAGAAAGAGAGAUGGUGCGGUAAGGACCGACAGCCGCCCCUCCCCAGUAUUCUUUACGGCGGACUCACGGCAACCGGUUAGCGGAGAAGCUGGCAGCGGGGAUCUGGAAGCGGCUUUUCCCGGCGCGAGGCGGCGGAGGGCGGCGACCGGCGUACGGCCUAGGGCUUCUGGUGGACAUUAGUAGGGGGGGUCCCAAAGCCACCGCCAUGGGCAUGGAGUGCUGCCGCGGAGCCAACCCCUUCCGCCUCUGCUCUGGGCUCAAGGUCCUCGGCUACUUCAUGAUCCUCCUCGUCGCCUCCAUCAUCGCCGUCUCCUACUGCGCCGUCAUCGUCAUCGCCUGGGGCCCGCGCCUCUUCGUUGGCGGCCUCGUCUCCGUCCUCGCCCUCGCCAUCGUCAUCGUCUUCCAUCUCCUGCUUGCUUUGUUAAUAUGGAGUUAUUUUAUGGUAGUUUUUGUUGACCCGGGUUCUGUUCCUCUAAAUUGGAGACCAACACUUGAAGAAGAGAACUUAGAAAUUGGAAGUUCCGUGACAUUAUCUGAUUAUGUUGCUCCUGAGACCAGGGCUUCUGCAUGGCCCAGUUCAGAGGGGUUGGAAAGAAGACCAACUAUAGGCUACUGCAGUCGCUGUCACAAUAGCAAACCUCCACGUUGCCAUCACUGUUCUGUUUGUCAAAGAUGCGUCCUGAAGAUGGAUCAUCAUUGUGUAUGGGUUGUCAACUGUGUUGGAGCACGCAACUAUAAAUGUUUUCUUCUUUUUCUGGAGUUUUGUAGGUUCAAGUGUCGGGCACUUGAAGAUACCUGGACACUUUGGCACCCUUGGCCAACUGUCUGCCUCUAUACUUUCCUCGAGACGGUUUUAGAUGCUGUUGCAUUACUUCCACGUUUUGUCAAGUUCUUUGGUGAUGCAAGGAAUCAUAAUAGCUCCCCUGGCAAGCUUGCUCUUACAUUUCUUGCUUUUGUUCUGAAUCUAGCUUUUGCACUGAGCCUUCUCUGUUUUGUGGUCAUGCACACAUCUCUUGUUUUGAGCAAUACCACGACAAUAGAGGUUCACGAGAAGAAGAAAGGAGCUGUAUGGAAAUAUGACUUAGGAAAGAGGAGAAAUUUCGAACAGGUUUUUGGCACUAAAAAAUUGCUCUGGUUUCUGCCAUUGUACUCACAAGAGGAUUUAGAAAAGAUGCCUGCACUUCAAGGCCUAGAUUUCCCAACCCGUCCAGAUGUUGAAACGUAAAGAAUGGUAGAUCUAACAUUGCUUCCGUGCCUGAACUGGUCAUUAACGAGCUAUUCAUUGUGUGGCUAAUUAGUUUAUGUAUAGUUUUCAUCUCGUGUAUUAAUUUUCUCAAUUUUGUUUUGAUAAGAUCAUCUGUUCGGAUGACUGGGAAAUUGUAAAUGUUGGUUCUCCUGUGAGUCUUCUGCGUGCUAAGAAAACAAUAUGCAGUAACAAGUGAAAGAACGAUUAACCUCGUCUAUUUUCACAAAGAAAUUCAUUCUAGGAUUUCUUUAUCAUCUUGGACUGAGGUUGUCAUUUAUCUAUCUUAAGUUGCUCAUAAAUAAAAGAAGUGUUCAGCUCCUAUCAAAAAAAAAAAA
Phoenix dactylifera (date palm) is the source of this 1607-nucleotide messenger RNA. Its product is annotated as DHHC-type zinc finger family protein. NCBI's taxonomy places the organism in Eukaryota, Viridiplantae, Streptophyta, Magnoliopsida, Arecales, Arecaceae. The record is from RefSeq and is a predicted model, not a curated record. Gene Ontology annotation, molecular function: palmitoyltransferase activity.